CAGGCUUGUAAUCUCCUCAAACAGCAUGAACAGCAUUCAGAAUGAUCGCCUUUGGGGCUCCACCUUAGUCCAUUCAGAUUUCAGAAUAUUCAUACACUGUAGCUCUGCCUCUGCAUGUAUCAUAAGUGAGGUAUGAAAGUGCGAAGCAAAAAGUUUAAGACACCAAGUUGUUCGAGCUGUCCUGUGUGGAUUUGAAUUGUUGGUACUCUGCAAUCUAGGUGGAGUAUUCUGCCACAUGAGAUACAGAAGUAGCCUCAGUAAGGAACAAAGACAGCAGAUAAUUGAGUUACAAAGGAUUAACUUUGUUCCCUAAAUUCUGCUCACUUUGUUCCAAGUAUAUAUGACAUGUAUACUAUGUACUUUGAUCCUGGUCUCUCUAUUUCUCAUAUGGAGUUUCCGUCUCAGCAUGAAACAAGGUUAAGUAAUAUUUGACUUGUUUCUGCUGCAGUUUUGUCAGUUACGGGGAGUAUUCAAGGUCUGGAGAGAGGCAAUGGGAAGUUCAGAGUGAUUUGUACAUCUACUGGAGGCAGACCACUGACAAUGUCUGUCACUGAACCAUCUGGUGUUGUAGAGAAUAUGAUGAACAUUAAUGAAAAUGGAAGUGUGGAGUGGAUAGGCAGUGAUACUUUUUCAGCAGAGGUUAAUAGGACAAAUGGAACUCAUGGAGAUGUGUAUGGUUGUAUGGCAUCUAAUGUAGUGUCUAAUGCUUCACACAGUUUCUCUCUGAAAGUUGCUGGGAGUCCAACUCUAAUGUUAGUAGUACAGAUAUCAGCUACGUCAGUGAUAGUGGAGUGGAGUCAGCCAUCAGGAGGAGCCACAGUGACUGGAUAUGUAGUACACUACAGUCAUGGAGACGACAACAUGACUGAGGAUGUACCUGCAACCUCCUCCAGCUACAUUAUAACAAAUCUAACUAGCUGUUACAGCUACACAAUUUCAGUUGAGGCCACCUCAGAGCAUGUUUCAGGAAUAUCAGAGAGGUUUACACUGAUAGCAGGUGCCUCGUUAUUUGUGAAUGUCACAGCUGAAGCAGUGAGUUCAACAGUCAUCUCAGUCCAAUGGGACCACCUGAGUGCCUGCAGUCCAGUCAGUCAUCUGUCUGAAAUAUUUAUGGUUCAUUACACUGCUGUAUCAAGUGGUGUUAUGGAUAAAACCAGUGAACUCAUCGUAUCAUCAACUGAGGCAAUGUUGACUGGACUUACCCCAUACACCAACUACUCCAUUAAAGUAGCGGAAGUUAGUGAGAUGGGAAACGUGGGACCAUGCAGUUACCCCAUCACUAUGCAGUCUGACGAAGAUGUUCCAGGUCCAGUAGGUGCAGUCACAGCAUCUCCCUCUCCGUCUCAAGUAACCCUGACAUGGGAGCCACCACUGAUGCCUAAUGGAAUAAUCAUAGCAUAUGAGGUUUCCUACAGACAAACAGCUUCCUCAGAGCCUGAGACUAGAGUGAACUCCUCAGCUCUGGCCACUAAUUUCACCACAGAGAGCAACCUUGAGGAGGCCACUGAAUUCAUCUUCUCUGUGAGAGCCUACACCAGAGUGGGACCUGGAAAUGCCUCCUCUCUUACUGUGGCUACUCUUGCUGCUGAGUCAAUUCCAACUUUAAUCAAGACUGCUGUUAUAGUUGGAAUUGGAAGUGGUGCAGCAUUAAUUGGAAUCAUUAUUUUUGGAAUUUCUAUUGCCUGCAUUGUGUUCAAAAGAUCACAUCACAGAGCCAGGCCAAUAUUGUACACAGAGGAUAAUCCAGCCUAUGGUGUAACUCUGGGUGUGAGAUACAAACCAUCAAGAAGGACAGAUUCAUCACCUACCCAUACACAGGAGCCUGUGUAUGAUACAAUCAGUUAGUAACAUGACUUCACCUGUAAUUUCGUUUAAGAGAGCAUCUUUGUCUCUCUUUACAUAAUGGAGUAUGUUAUAUGCAUAAAAUAGCUGGCUACAAACCUG
Molecule: messenger RNA, 1944 nt
Organism: Geodia barretti
Lineage: Eukaryota; Metazoa; Porifera; Demospongiae; Tetractinellida; Geodiidae
Source: the annotation of a GenBank genome assembly